UGUCCACCGCUCCACACACUCUGACACAUGACAUGGUCUGGGACUCUUGAUAGAGAGGAGGCCAAUGCAAAGACAUGGACUUUAGACAAAUGAGGCAUUAAAAGCUUGACCUACUGGACUGGACAAACAAACACUUGAGUUGACCUUGGAGCACUGAAAGAAUUGAAGUGGAAUUGUUCCAUAAUGGCAGUCCCAAAUGACAGCUCCAUUUUUAACUCCACCUUCUCUCCAAAUACGACCAACAACCUCGAGAACACUUCUGCUUGCACAGACUGGCCUCCGGUACCCAUGACCACCAUCAUCCCCUCUAUCUACAGCGUUAUCUGCGUUCUGGGCAUCAUUGCCAACACACUGGCUAUGUGUGUGUUGGCCCACACUAACGCCUCAAGGAGAACUGUCGCCAAUACGUUCAUGCUGAACCUUUGCGUGUCGGACCUUCUGUUCCUGCUGUCUCUCCCACUGUGGGCUGUUUACUACUCACAAGGCUACAGCUGGCCCUUCGGACGAGUAGCGUGCAAGAUCUGCGGAAGUCUCCAUAAUCUCAAUCUGUAUGCCUCCAUAUUCUUCAUCACUUGCAUGAGCAUGGACCGCUACCUUGCUCUGGUUCAUCCACUGCGCUCUCAGAGUGUUCGAGACCUGAAACGUGCCAAGCUCAUGUGCAUCCUCGUGUGGGUUCUGGCAUUUGCUUGCACGGCGCCAACUACAGCUCUGAGGGACACUCACUACAUCGAGGUGUUGGACGUGGAAGCUUGUGUGAUUAUUUAUCCGGAUCCCACCUGGUAUCGGAGCCUCGCCUGGAUGAAAGUAAUUCUGGGCUUUUUCCUGCCAAUGAUCAUCAUCUCUUGUUGCUACUGUGCAAUUGGUAGACACUUCUUGGCUGGUUCUGGGGUUGUAAUCCUGUGGAAACCAUCACACUCUGGCAGUACAUUUAAAGCCUCGGGGUCACAAGACAGCUGCAGUAAACCAGAGAGACCCCCGACCCCAUGUGUGAACCCUAGCCCCAGUGGAGGCAGACCCAUGGAGGGAAGAGGGCUGGAAAGGGUCUUAUGGACUGUGGCUGCAGUUGUCUUGGCCUUCUUCCUUUGCUGGUUUCCCUUCCAUUGUGUGACGUUUAUAGACAUACUGAAGAGUGAUGACUGGUUGGACAGUUGCUGGGCACAGUGGACCAUCCAGAACCUCACCCCCCUCACCCUCUGCUUGGGCUUCUCUAAUUCUGCCAUCAACCCGGUGCUGUACUGCUUUAUUGGGAACCAUUUCCGAGGUAGACUGGGCACACUUAGUAAGGGUCUGUGUGUGCGUUUGAAGACUCGUGAGGAGGAUCACAGUCAGAAGAGGGGCUCAUUCAGCACUAGACUCAGUUCUUUCUCCCAAAAACUCAGUGACUUGAAAGAUCUGGCAAUUGUUGAUGCCUCUGCACAUGCUUAGGCGCCUGUUGAGGGAACAUAACACUGGGCAAUGAUUCAAUAAUAGUGAUGAAAAAAAUAAAUAAAUAAAAACAAUGUAACCUGAAGAUUGAGACUGCUUUCACGAGACUAAUAAGAAAAAAUAGAUUAAAAUCUUCCAAAACAAAGGAGGAAGAAAGGACAUUUUGCUGUUUUUCAAGAUGACGCAUGAAGUAGCAGAGUUGUUACUGCUCAAUAACCUUCAAAUACUAUACUGCAUCAGAUAUUCUACCUUUAAAGAGAUAGGGUUUUUUUUUCACCGUCAGAGAGGUAAUAAUUUAUCAAUAUGUUUACUGGGUUGUUGAAAUGCACUUCAACAUACUGAGAGCACUGUCUAAUAGUAUGACUCUCUAUAUACCAUCUCCGUUAUAUUUCUAUAUUCUGAUGUCAUCUUACAAGCUAUUAAAUGGUGAGGUUAAAAUGUUUGGCUUUGGUUUGCUGUUCCUCACAAUCAGAUCAUACUGUUAUGAUGAAACAUGUUAUGUUUUAUUUCAGUAGAUGCUGUGAAACCUCAAAUUAUUCAUCCUUGACCAAGUUUCGAGUGUCUUCUUUUUAGCUAUAAAUGACACCAAGAAGUGGCAAAACUAUAAAAUUUAGU
Phycodurus eques (leafy seadragon) is the source of this 2040-nucleotide messenger RNA. RefSeq names its product angiotensin II receptor, type 2 (gene agtr2). The transcript is spliced from 2 exons. Gene Ontology annotation, biological process: immune response; G protein-coupled receptor signaling pathway. Gene Ontology annotation, cellular component: membrane. Lineage: Eukaryota; Metazoa; Chordata; Actinopteri; Syngnathiformes; Syngnathidae. The coding region runs from base 184 to 1425 and encodes 413 amino acids. The record is from RefSeq and is a predicted model, not a curated record. Gene Ontology annotation, molecular function: G protein-coupled receptor activity.